Molecule: messenger RNA, 2499 nt
Organism: Haliotis rubra (blacklip abalone)
Lineage: Eukaryota; Metazoa; Mollusca; Gastropoda; Lepetellida; Haliotidae
Exons: 5
Coding region: 220-885 (221 amino acids)
Source: RefSeq, a predicted model, not a curated record
CAAUAUUUGCCGCACAGUGCGUUGUGAAAUCGAGUGCGCAUACACCGAUUGCUAUAUGCAUGUCUGACUGCCCAUCUUGGCUAUUGCAUACGCACACUGUACACACGUCCUACCAGAUCAGUUUACCCAGAAACCGGUGGGGAUUGCCUACAGGGGUGCCAGAACGUUGAAAACGGCGGCCGUCUUGCGUGAGAGAUCAGUUCACGACCUGGAGGCACUAUGCGCCUUAUCUUCUUCAUUGCAGUUUGUGUUUCAGCACUACCCUCCAGCAGCACCCAGCCUUUCCAGUGUUUAAACGGUACCAAACUCUUCACCGAGUGUUCAGCGCAAAUCCAAGGGACUCCCGUGGAACGGCUCUUCAGGGACAGCAACUUCAAGUUCAACAACUUGACAUCUAUUCUUUCAGCUGUAAGGAUGACCUUCUGCCAGCCUACGAUCAAAGCUGCUCUUUUAAACGUCUAUGGAUGCAUGCGUGGGAAGCUCAUCACAUGCCUCCCAUCCGAUUGGCGAAGAAUAAUCCCAUCCCUUGACCAUACAAAACAGGCUUUCGACUACACGUGUAAUAAUAUCAACGAUGUGGACGCUCCAUGUUUGGAAUCUCCGGAUAGGACAAUGAUCGUCACUAACUGUCUUCGGGAUGGCUUCCAGGGAGGUCCAGAUUUCUCCACGGCUGAUGAAUAUGUCACAUUCGCCUGCAGAGUAUCGCUGUUGCUGGAUACCUGCGUUGAGAAAGCCUUUGGUUCCUGUCCGAAGAGAACAGCAGAGGUCCUGAAAGAAGUGAACAAGUACAAUAGACCAGCUGGCUGUGACGCUUGUGUCUCCCAGCCGUCUCUACUCCUCCUGUUGGUCUCAGUGUUGACAUUCAUGCUGGCUUUGUUCAAGUAGCUACCCUAGUGACAUACCCCAUUCUACACAUAUAUGUGUGCUGGAGCUGUUGUUUUCUUUACUUAUGAACAUAUACUCAUGGAAACAAAUAAGGGAACACAUGAAACUAUAAGUGUUCCUUUUUUUAUUUCCAGAAUUUGACCCACAGUGCAAUACAUACCUGGUGAAGAAAGCUGGAAAAGAAUAAAGGAACACUUGUACUUUCAUGUGUUCCCUUAUUUGUUUCCAUGAGUAUAUUUCGAAACAAACAGGGAAAUCGAAAUAAUUUAACUAGGGGCGAGGGGGUAUAUGUCCUGUGUAUGGGUGUCUAGAUCUGAUAGAUUCUCCUGGUGGUCUGUGCUGCCAUUCCAAACAAUUGUCUACUUGUGAAGAUGACGUAACCUGACUUCAACGUCAUAUUGGGGUGAUGCAGCCUAGGGAUCAUGCAACUGCUUUAACGGAUUGUUCAAGUCUACCCAUGGUAACCACACGUUGCUGAUUUGUGAGACGCGGCAGAGUCGCCUUUUGACGAAAAAUCCUGUUUAGCAAUGUCUGAGUUUGCACGUGAUUGUUGUGUUUCAACAGCCUACAUGUCAUUGUUGUGUGUACAUGUAUGCCACAAUAUGAACCUACAAAGAAUUACCCGUUCACAAUUGCUAUGUAAAAUGUAGGUGUCAAGUUUCUAAUUUUGUUGAGUAUAUAUAAUUUAAAGGGGUGGAAUGUUGCUGGUAGUGGAGUAUUUCUAUCGAUAUGGCAUUUUGUGGAUUAAUAGAAACAUGUUGGUUAUGCUACAUAAGAAGAGGGGACUGUGUAGUUGAAUUAACUCUGUACAAAAUAGAGCUGCAACCUGUUUUUGGUGCUGGUAAAAACAUUCCAAAUUUAGCUCUUGUGCUCUCCGUCUGAAAGUCAAGCUUGGUAGAUUUAGUCGUCGAAAGAUCCCGUUACAGGAAAUAAUAUGUAAGCUUUGUAGCACUAAUACUGUCGAGGAUGAAACUCACUGUUUAAUUAGCUGUGAUUUUGAUUCUGAUGCUUGAUGUGGUCUGUGGAAGGAACUGUUUCUUUCUAUCCCUUAUUCGUAAACAUGUCUCCAACAGAUCAGACACUCCUUCUCAAGCAAAAUGAGAGGUUAAACCCAAACUGGUGCAACUAGACCUCGAAAAGACAAAGCCGGUGUUCUGUAAUAGCUGUAUUUCCCAUCUUUAUAGCUGUAUUUCCCAUCUUUAUGAGUGCUAAUCGUUUAAGAUGGCUUUGUAACAUUAUUGUUAUUUUUUACUUUUACAAUUUAAUAAUACCUUUAAUAUUGGAUAUUCAUUAUUGGAUAUGUAUAUAACGCACAUAUCCACGCACUAGUGCAUGCUCAAGGCGUUGGUAUUUUCCCCCUCGAUCAUUGGAUGUCAAUCUCAACGACACAUGUUAUUAUCAAUCUCAGCUCCCUGGGGAUCAUACAACUCUUGCUGCCACAAGGCGCCCCGCGUUAUUGCGGCUUUCCCAUCCUUACCUUUAAUUUUUUAUGUCUCAUUGGCCUGAUCCUCAGGCUGAUGGCCAAGUGUCUGUAGUUUUGUAUAUUCCGCCUUUCGAACUAACUGUUAUGUAUUUACACACAUGUGCCAUCUGAAUAAACCAUUCUUUUUCUAA